UCAAUUCUGUGUUAAAUUAAUUGUUUGAAAUAAUUAACAAGUAAAUAAUACAGCCAUAGGCUAUAAAGCGCCUCAAAAUAUUGAAAUACAGUUCCCAAUUAAAUGUAAAUAAGAAAAAUACCCAAAAAAAUAGUUGAAACUUAUAAACAGUGUAAAAUAGAUUCCAAUACAUUAUGUCGUUGGAAAUUAUACAGUCAUUUCCUCCGCCGCCCUUGAAAAGAGCACGUGAAACAAUAACUUUGUCAAGCGAUGGAGCCUCUAAGUGCGCCGAAAUAUUUGUUACAAACAAUGCCGACAAAUGGACAUUUUUCUGUGCCUAUUGCCAAAAGGCAACCUGUGAUAUAGGCGCUUUCAUUUGUCACAUCAGAUUGGAACAUUUGAAUAGUCAGAGCGAUCAGAUACCUGAACUGCAAAGCAAUGUUCCCAUAAAUACAAAUGCCGAGGUAUCUACACAAGCCACACAAGCAGAAGAAAAACUUAGGAUAGACGGUACACAACAGUCACCGCAAAAUGAUAUAAUUAAAGAAGAAAUAACUAUUAUGGACAGUGAAGAACAGAUGAUACAAACGAUUUGUUCUAAAGUUUCGCAAAUAACUGACAUUACUUCAUUAGAGCCGAUUGAAAGUGUUGAAACGGAAGACCCCCUUGCUAAUAAGAAUCCUUUGACAACAUCAAAUCCUGCAGACAAUAGCCAUCAGGAAUAUUUUCUCAUAACACAGAUAGAUGAGGCAGCAAACAAUAGAACCGACUUAAUUUCCUAUAAUUCUCCAAUAAAUCCAAACACUGAAAGUAUAGAAGACAGCACAAUCAAUUUAGGAUUCAACCCGAAAUUACCCUUUAGUUGCAAAGAGUGUCAUAAAGCUUUUCCCACAACAAGAACUUUAAAUGAGCACAAAAAAUCGCAUGACAAUAAGAGGCAUUUGCCGUGUCCCCUGUGUCCGACAAAACACAAAGAACGCAUGCUUAUUACACAUAUUUUGACGCACGAAAGCGCAAACUGCUUUCCUUGUCAGGUGUGUGGCAUAGUAUAUAACAGUCAAGACGAACGUCUGACACAUUGGAAGACACACGCCAAUGAGCAACCGUUUGAUUGUAAAAUUUGCUAUCGUCGUUUUUCUAGACUAGAAUAUCUAACGAAUCACUUAAAAACUCACAAACAAUAUCAGUGUACUUACUGUGCAUGUGAAGUCUAUUCCAAUACUGUUCUAACAGAUCCUUAUGUUUGUAGCGAAUGUGAAAAGUUGGCUGUCAUAAAGCAAAAAGAGGAGCCAGAAAGUUCAUUCGAUCAAACGUCGCUUGAAUAUGAUGAGAAAAAGGAAUCUAUAACAUUAUGCAACGAGGCAGAGCAGAAUUUUAAUGAAUUGCCUUCAACCUCUAAUAGAAAUGAUGAAACAAUUGAUGAUCUUAACAAUGAUUCAAAAUCUCCAAAAAUGGAAUUUCUUAACGAUGAUGAAUUGUCAAAUGAAUUUGACUCAUCAAGUGUAGAAUUUAUUGCUGAAACAUACCAAAAUGAUUGUGAUGAUGAUGAUGAUGUACCCAGUGGUAGUGUUUCCAAAAUAACGACCCCAUUAAGAGUUGGUUUAGAGGGCGAUUCAUUAACGUAUAUAUGUACAUAUUGUGCACAAGUUUUUAUUUCUGAAAAGGCCUUAAUUCUCCACACAAAAGUUCACAUCAAUAAUAAUGACAUUGCAAACAAAUGUUCUUUUUGCCAUAAAUGUUUCCAAAGUAAAUCGGUGUUAAAAUCUCACCUUAAAUCACACCACAAAAAGAAAUUCAUAUGUCCCCUGUGUCCGUUGACUUAUAGUAAGCAAAACAAUUUCAUUAAUCAUGUCUUGUUGCACGAAAACGAUUGGUGCUUUCCUUGUCAGAUUUGUGGAAAAAUAUUUGACAACAAUGAUGAACGUUCGAUCCAUUCCCAAAUUCAUAUCAAAGACCUACCAUAUGGUUGUGAAUUUUGUUAUCGGCGUUUUUCUCAAAAACAUUAUCAAAGUCGUCACUUCAAAACUCACAAAGAAUGUAAUGGGUAAGUGUGUCUGUCUGUCUGCCUUUAACUUUUGCAGACAAUUUCCAUUGUCACCAACAACACCUGGUCCAUAACAUCCAAUUCAGUUCAAAAGAAGUUGUUAAUCAUUGACCUAUAGCGCUCGCCGUUGACGGUGAUGGCCUGACCAAAGUCAUUCUUAAAUAAAUAUGCACCGAUGAUCGAUCCGAAUUUUCAAUUUUAGUACUGAGAGGUUGGAAAAACUACUAUUUGUAUAUUAUGCAUUUUG
Calliphora vicina (urban bluebottle blowfly) is the source of this 2270-nucleotide messenger RNA. Its product is annotated as zinc finger protein 26-like. The coding region runs from base 174 to 2027 and encodes 617 amino acids. Lineage: Eukaryota; Metazoa; Arthropoda; Insecta; Diptera; Calliphoridae. Gene Ontology annotation, molecular function: DNA-binding transcription activator activity, RNA polymerase II-specific; RNA polymerase II cis-regulatory region sequence-specific DNA binding. The record is from RefSeq and is a predicted model, not a curated record. Gene Ontology annotation, biological process: regulation of transcription by RNA polymerase II. The transcript has 3 exons. Gene Ontology annotation, cellular component: nucleus.